Messenger RNA from Ictalurus punctatus (channel catfish), 5395 nucleotides. It is a transcript of the gene elf1, whose product is annotated as E74-like ETS transcription factor 1. Gene Ontology annotation, biological process: cell differentiation; regulation of transcription by RNA polymerase II. The coding region runs from base 1116 to 3017 and encodes 633 amino acids. The transcript has 10 exons. The record is from RefSeq and is a predicted model, not a curated record. Gene Ontology annotation, molecular function: sequence-specific DNA binding; DNA-binding transcription factor activity, RNA polymerase II-specific. Gene Ontology annotation, cellular component: nucleus. NCBI's taxonomy places the organism in Eukaryota, Metazoa, Chordata, Actinopteri, Siluriformes, Ictaluridae.
ACCUAAAGUUGUUGGGGCAUUUAUAGCAUUUAACACAUGCCCUUAUCCAGAGUGACUUACAUAUUAUUAUUAUUAUUAUUAUUAUUAUUAUUGUUGUUGUUGUUGUUGUUGUUGUGGUUGUCAAGGUAUUGAUAUAUAUUAGUUUCUAUCCCACCCAUCUAGUAUCAACACAACCAGCCACUGCACAUGUUGGUGUUUGAGUAGUUAUUUAUUUAUUUAUUUUUUAAACAAAUUGCUAAUUUAAGUGCUAAAUGAAAAUGUGUGUAUUGUGUUUGCAAGGACAUAUCAUAUGAAUAGCCAACUCGUGAUAUUCAUCGAAUUUUGGUUUGCAAGUGAGGUGAAGUAUAAUUUAGAUUAGUUUUAAGGCCAGUUUGCACUGAAUGUGCUUCUAUUUUAACAAGCCUUUUAAAACUACACUGGUUACGACAGAGGUGUGAUAGACACCUUUUCCACUCAUGCUUGUAAGUGAAACAUAAACUCAAUAGAAAUCCAUAUAUCUUACAAAAUAACGUGUUCUGUACACUGUAAACACACGUUUAUUUAUAAGAAUGCCAUGAAUUCUGAACAUUGCAAAGCGUUUAUAUGUUAUGAUAAUUUACACAAACAUGGAAAAACAAAAUAAACACAAAUAUACUGGUCCCACUAUUCCACAGUUUUAUGAUGUUUUUAGAUGAACUGUUUUGUAAUUGCAGACUAAUCAUUCCCUAUUGGUAGUAACACUGUAUAAAAUGAUUCUCUUUCUCCUGUGUGCUCUCUGGCCGGUUGCCCUGGCGAAAGUUCUGGCUGCUGAGGUCCUGAAGAAGACCAAAACAAGCAACGUGCCAUAUCGUGUGGCAAAACCAGGCAUGAGGUGUAGAUGCCCUGGAUUGAGCCACAAAAGUGAGGGAGACAGAAAAAGAGUGUGGACAAGACCAUAAAGGGAUCUUUAUAUCGUUUUUAGCACCUUUUGUCUUGUGAAAGUGGAUAAAAAUUCUUCAGCUGUGUGCCCCCCUUGAAGCUCUUCCUGUGUUGAGGGGUGUGGUGCAGAGUGGUGUGUGUGUGUGUAUGUAGGGAGCAUCUUGAGAGGCAGGAGAGUGCCCAUCAGUCUGAGUCCUCCCUCUGUCCACUAUUGCACCAUGACCACUGCAGUUCAGCCCAACGAGCUUGUCUUCGAAUUUGCCAGCAGUGGCAUGGAUGAAAUCAACCAGAGGGUGGGAGUGUGUGUGAAUGCGCGUGCUUGCAUGCAGGCAGGAGUUGCAGGAUUUUGCCGCAGUCGCGCCGGUGCUUCCCGGAUAAAUGAGGGCUCUUUUGGGCCGUCAGGUAACGCCGCACGCGCAGUCAGGGAAUGGUGGCCUCGCCUGGAUUCCAAUCUUCUGAAAACAUGCAAGCUCGAUGACCCAUCUGUGUUUCCAGCGGUGAUCGUGGAGCAGGUGCCAGCUGCUGACCUCAUGCAAGUGUACUCAGGGUUGGAGGCUGAUGAGGUCACCAAUGGUAUCAUGGUAGACACCAUGCAGGAUGUAGUGGAGGAGAACAUUAUGGUGGGAGAUGUAGGGCUGUCUGUAGAGACUCCAGUCUCUGGAGGAGAAGAUAAUGUAGAGACCAUUGAGGCAGCUGAGGCUUUGCUGAAUAUGGAGUCUCCCAAUAACAUCCUGGAUGAGAAACGCAUGAUUCACACAUAUGGAUCUCUGCUGGAUCCAGACCUGACCUACAUAUCUUUGCGGCCGGAGCAACUUAAUGCUGACUGCAUAGAUGUCUCUCUGGAUGAAGAAACAUCAUCUAUGGAUGAAAUUCCUCAGAAGAGUCCAUCCAAACCACCUAGGAAAAAUAAAGUGCGCAAACCUAGGGUCGUGCGCCCUUGUUCCCCCAUCACCAAUCCCUCUCUCCCACUGAAGAAAAAGAGUAAAGAAGGAAAAGGUAACACAAUUUAUCUGUGGGAGUUUUUGCUGGCUUUGCUGCAAGACAAAAACACAUGUCCCAAAUACAUCAAGUGGACACAGAGAGAGAAGGGUAUCUUUAAGCUAGUGGACUCCAAGGCUGUAUCCAAGCUGUGGGGAAAGCACAAGAACAAGCCUGAUAUGAACUAUGAGACCAUGGGAAGGGCUCUCAGGUAUUACUACCAGAGGGGCAUUCUUGCCAAAGUUGAAGGUCAGAGGCUUGUGUACCAGUUUAAGGAGAUGCCUACAGACUUGGUGGUGAUUGAUGAAGAUGAUGGGCAGUGUGGAGACUCCAGCCCUGGUUUUGGCAGUCAGCGCUCCAACUGCCACAGUCGUGUCAUGAGCCGUGGAGCAUUGCGUGCCCAGGGCAAAGGGUCAGGCCACGCACAAACUAAGGCAGUGAAGAAGGAGCCAGGUGCCAGUGUGCUCUACCAGAAUGCCAAAUGUAAACAAAGUGAGCAGCUUCUGCAGACUGUACAUGUGCUGCAGCCAAACCAGGGGGCUGCUGUUCCUGCUCCUGCACACACACUGAGAGCCAUUAACAUGCCUGCCACUGUUCCCAUGGUCCUUACAUCCGGAUCGCAAGGAGGAGCACCAGUCACACUGCAAACGGUGCCCCUAUCUGUACUGGCCAACAGUGACUCUCUGAAUGGUCUGACCCGUGUGGUUACACUCAAUGCCAAUGGGCAGCCUGUGGUAGCGCAGCAGCCUGGUACUGUCAUUGCCACUGUGCUAAAGCCUGGAGAGCUUCAGAACUUGCAGGUAAAAGAGGAGAUCCUGGAGCCACAGUUCCUGCAGUCGCUGGUCAAUGGCAAUCCAUUCUACAAGGAGGAGACGGAUGGGGAGUCAUCUGAGCUUGGCCAUAGGACUGUGAUUGUUGGUGUUGCUAGCCAGGGCAUGUGCCAGCUUACUAACGGACACUCAGAGGCAGGGGCAGAGCUGGCAAGCAGCCCCAGUGAAGGUCUAACCCCAGUGGAAGAGCUGGAGGUGAAGAGCGAAAUUGCCGGAGCCAAAGAGUUGCUAGAUUGCCCGCAAGUGCCUAUUGCUGUGCAAAUACCCACUUCCCAGUUCAUCCAGGUAAAAACAGAGCUCUCUGAGACCUAAAAAAUUAACCAAGGUCAGGAGACCACAGACUGUGCUUAAAUAAUUCAGUGAUAGUCACCUGAGGACAAUUGUUUACUCACAAUAUUGUAAUAUUGUGCCUAAAUUUGAAUAUUAAGGGAUAUAAAGAUCUACUGGCUGGCUCUGUGGCAUCAUCUUCAAUCCAAUAUGCCAUCCUGUAAUCAGAGACCAGCCAUUUAUUGGACCAGGGAUUGUUCUGCCAUGUGCCAGUUUCUUAUUAUGUUUCAUCUCCUUAGACUUACCUGCAUUUUUUAAUAUGCUCCACCUAAAACAGAGCCAACAGCACAUUGAAGUGUUGACACAGAGCUGCUAUGGAACAAAAAUAACCCAAUAUAUCGUAGGUUCAAGAAUAUUUUCACUUAAAAGGGGUGAAGUGUUUGCCUGUGGUUUAUUGAUGUCCAGACUGAAAGAGUGCCUUCUGUAACUGGCACAAAUGGUUGGAAUUAUUAUUAUUUCUUUUUAUAUCUUAGAUUUGGUGUGAGAAUAUGCUGAUGGAAAAAUGUUGUUGUGGACUACAGACUUUGCCUAUAAAACCACAUGGCUGAGACCAGGUUAUUUUCAAAUUAUAUUCAAAGAUUCCUAAAGGAUUUGUCGUGCUACUGUGGAAAUGGGCAUUUCCUGUCAUAAGAGAAAACUUAAUUAGACCUUUAUAUAUUUAUUGAAUACAGAGACAGUACAAUGGCAAAUUCCCUAAUCAUCUGCUACAGAAGCAGAGUAUUUCUCCAUUAUUCCUUAAUCAAUUUUAUAUAAAUCAAAUGUCAUAUAAGACAGAAUAUACAGUAUAUAAAUAUAUAUGAUAUAUAACUGAGUUUAUGGCCACACAUUUAUUUAUUUUGUGAAUUUCUAAAUUCUGUAUAAAAGGUAAUUUUUUAAAAUUGUAAUAAAUAUUUGGAUUAUGCAGUGUAAUAUAUAUAUAUAUAUAUAUAUAUAUAUAUAUAUAUAUAUAUAUAUAUAUAUAUAUAUAUAUAUAUAUAUAUAUAUAUAUACACACACACACACACAUAUAAAAUAUGUUAUUUCAAGCUACAUGUUAGUUUUAUUGCAAGUUGUAUAUUUCAGUUCAAAGCCUUCCAUGUCCUUGGCACCCUUUACAUAUUUUAUGUAUUUUCAAUAUAAGGGUAACAUUUUUACAUAUAUAGAGCUUUAUGAAAUUGAUCUCUGCCUUGGUAUCUAUUGUGAUGUUUUUAAAGCCUUUAUUUUUACAGACCUUAUUUCUUUCUGUUUCUACUCUGACAUACUCUUACUCCAUCACAGUGAGGCAAAACAAAAUGGCCCCAUUUACACGUCAUUAUUGUAGACAUCUUGAAUAUCAGGAUUAUAUGCAGAGGAUAUUGUGUAAUAUAUAUAUAUAUAUAUAUAUAUAUAUAUAUAUAUAUAUAUAUAUAUAUAUAUAUAUAUAUAUAUAUAUAUAUAUAUAUAUAUAUAUAUAAAAUGCACCCAUGAUGCAUUUGCAUCAGUUUUUGUUCCACUUCUUGAGGUGAUACGCAUGUUCUGACACUGGCAAUUUUAAAACAUGUUAGCAAAAAGAAAUUGGAAAAAAUACAACUAUCAUUCAAAAAAUAACUAAAAUCAGCUGAUCUGCAUAUUAACUCACAAUACAGCUAUCAGGCUUCAGUCCGGCAAACCAGAGAUCCAAGGUUAAAUACUUGGGAUUAAGAUCUUAUCAGGACACAAUGCAGACACACAAUGCUCAGGGUAAAAGGUAAAAGGGCUCAAUCAUUCUCCUCCUUCUUGAAAAUAUCUUCAAUGCAUUUAAAAAAAAAAAACAUAUUAUUGGGUUUUAGACCUAGUUCUGUGCCUUUUUAUAUGAGUUAAAUAUAUUUAUUCGUAGUCUUCUCACAUCUAAUGUAAUUUUCUAUCUAUGGCAUACUUUCUAAGUAUACCAUCUAUAAUCUCUGAGACAGUUGGUUUUAAUAGCUGCCUCUCCCCUAGCAGAUAGUGGGCAUGUUGUAGCUAUAUUGAUCCUGGACUCAAUUUGUGCUAAAUUAGUUGCAGUCAGGAGUGAGCACAGAUUCAAUGGUCUGAAAUGCAGUAGCUGCACUGGGCAUGGAGUCACAAUGGUCUGACAAUCAAGCUUACAAAUUAUGUGAUGCUGAUAUGAAAAUCAUUGACAUUCAUGUGAUGAAGAAAUUAUCUUACCUAGUACAUUGUGCAAUAAAGAAACAACUGCCUAAGAACUUGCUUUGGGGUAAAUGUAUACCAGCUCUCUGGGGUAAAUGUAUCCCUGCCUGUUUCUUAACCUCAUCUGCUUUUGGGGGCUGUUUUCCAUAUGUUCGAUGUAGUUUUGUUUUUAUUUUUUAUUUUAUUUUAUUUUAUUUUUUUACAAUAAAAAAGAUACAAUAAAAAAGUUUUUUAUUUUA